Messenger RNA from Balaenoptera acutorostrata (minke whale), 948 nucleotides. RefSeq names its product olfactory receptor 1K1. Gene Ontology annotation, molecular function: olfactory receptor activity; G protein-coupled receptor activity. Gene Ontology annotation, cellular component: membrane. NCBI's taxonomy places the organism in Eukaryota, Metazoa, Chordata, Mammalia, Artiodactyla, Balaenopteridae. Gene Ontology annotation, biological process: G protein-coupled receptor signaling pathway. The record is from RefSeq and is a predicted model, not a curated record.
AUGGAUGCUGCCAAUGAGACUUCAGAAGGAGCCGCAUUCACCCUACUGGGACUAACAACAAGUCCUGGACAGCGGCGGCCUCUCUUUGUCCUAUUUUUGGUCCUGUAUUUGGGGGGCAUCCUGGGUAAUGGACUCAUUGUGGCCAUCAUCCGAGCCAGUCCAACCCUUCAUGCACCCAUGUACUUCCUGCUGGCCCAUCUGUCCUUUGCUGACCUCUGCUUUACCUCCGUCACUGUACCCAAGCUGUUGGCCAACCUGAGCCAUGACCGCUCCAUCUCCCUGGCUGGCUGCCUGACCCAAAUGUACUUCUUCUUUGCCCUGGGUGUAACUGACAGCUGCCUCCUGGCUGCCAUGGCCUAUGACCGCUACGUGGCCAUCCGGCACCCCCUCCACUAUGCCACGAGGAUGUCCCGGGCUGUGUGCACAGCCCUGGUGGGGACUGCGUGGCUCGUGUCCCGUGUCCACUCCCUCCUGCAUAUCCUGCUUAUGGCCAACCUGUCCUUCUGUGCCUCCCACCAAGUGCCCCACUUCUUCUGUGACCACCAGCCUCUCUUAAGGCUCUCGUGCUCUGACACCCGCCACAUCCAACUGCUCAUCUUCACUGAGGGUGCCGCGGUGGUAGUCACUCCCUUCCUGCUCAUUCUCGCCUCCUGCGGGGCCAUCGCAGCUGCGGUGCUCCGGCUGCCCUCAGCCACAGGGAAGCUCCGGGCUGUGUCCACCUGUGGCUCCCACCUGGCCAUGGUGGGCCGCUUCUACGGGACAGUCAUUGCUGUCUACUUCCAGCCCAUGUCCCGAUAUGAGGCCGAGCGGGGCCGAGUGGCCAGCGUCAUGUACACUGUCAUCACGCCUAUGCUGAACCCUGUCAUCUACAGUCUCCGGAAUCACGAUGUGCAGGGGGUGCUCAGAGCCCUUUUCACUCGGCAAAAGAUCUCAGCUGGUGACUCCUGA